CCUGAGUCGACGUCAGUUCUUCCCGGGGUCUAUAAAAGGGGGAUUGGGUCUCAAAAAGGAAGGAGAGGAACUACCUGUAAACCCACUGCAAGGUCUUGCGUUUGACAGAGAUCUUUUGACGCUGAACUGCUGAAGAUGUGGAAAGUCUGUGUGGUUUUUAUCCUCUGUAAUAUACCGGUGUCAGCUUCAUGUCCAAAGGACUGCCAGUGUCCCCCUGACACCCCCACAUGUGCAUCAGGAGUGAGUCUCAUGCCGGACGGCUGCGGAUGCUGUAAAAUUUGUGCACGGCAGCUCUUUGAAGACUGCAGCAGAAGUCAGCCAUGUGAUCACACAAAGGGACUGGAGUGCAACUUUGGAGGGGGAUAUGGCUCUGCUAAGGGCAUCUGUCGAGCCAAAUCAGAUGGAAGAACAUGCGAGUACAACAACAAGAUUUACCAGAACGGAGAAAUCUUCCAUCCAAACUGCAAACACCAGUGCACUUGCAUGGAUGGUGCAGUCGGAUGUGUCUCUCUUUGCCCGCAUGAGCUCACCCUUUCCAAACAGGCCUGUGCCAAGCCAAGGCGGGUCAAAGUCCCAGGAAGGUGCUGCGAACAACUCAUCUGCCCCGAGGACAAAAAGACAGACAGUACUGAAGGAAAGAAACACAGGAGAAAGCACAGCAAAGACACUAAGUCCGAAGAUGAGCUGACCAAUGAGAAUGAGCUGGCUCCAGUGUGGGGAGGAGAAGCAAAGUCUUUGCCUGCCUUCAGGAGUCACCGAGUGAGACAAACAAUGAUAGGAGGAGUCAAUUGCAUAUCCAAGACCACAGCUUGGGCACCCUGCUCCAAAUCCUGUGGCCCAGGACUGUCCACAAGGGUGACCAACAUGAACACCCAAUGCAAAGUGGUGACAGAGACUCGGAUCUGUGAAGUCCGCCCAUGCAACCUUAUGAAUUUCAACAAAUUUAAGAAAGGUCAGAACUGCAGCCACACAGAAAAGUCCAGACGUCCGGUUAGGCUGUCCUUUGCAAGCUGCCACAGCUUGAAAAAGUUCCAGCCGAGGUACUGCGGUUCCUGCUCGGACCGGCGAUGCUGCAGGCCUCACCGAACCCAGACCUCACCCGUCCGCUUCCGGUGCAAAAAUGGAGAGCUGGUCAGCAGGAUGGUGAUGAUGAUCGAGUCCUGCAAGUGUGACCUGAACUGUUUAGGCGGCAACAAGAAGAAAGUAUUCCGCAAAAGACUUUUAAAUGAUAUCCACAAAUUGAAAAUAUGAAGUGCAAGAGAAAUCCUUUCAGGUGUAGACUUUUAGGGAAUCUGAGGGUGCAGGGUAGAAGUCCUGAAGUAUCUAAUUUAUAAGUCUGCUUCAUACAAUUGGAGCCUUGUGUUCUGCUUCCUUUGAAGCACAAUUUCUCACAUUUUGAAAAUCCUUUUAUUUUUGUUAUUACACCAAAUUGUGUUCUCCUAUUUUAAUUCAUAACUGUACUCCAUUAUAUUUAAGCCUCUGUAGACAAGACAUCAUGGAAAUGACUAUGGCAGCUACUCUAUCAGUCAUUGCAGAUGUCGCCCUGUUUGUUUACUGUACUGAUCUUUUAUCUAUAAGGUUUAAAUUUGAUGUUCAGGUUAUGUGUAACAAGAGUUAAUCAUGAGAUAUUGUACAAUAGCGUUGUUUUGUACUUGUAAAUGUUAGACUGAAAAUAAACUUCACAGACAGCUGUAACUUCCAAUAUAUCAAAUUCAUCCUUCUUUUAAACAAAUAAACACUUCAAACUGA
This is a messenger RNA of Notolabrus celidotus (New Zealand spotty), 1749 nucleotides long. RefSeq names its product CCN family member 1-like. Gene Ontology annotation, molecular function: protein binding. Lineage: Eukaryota; Metazoa; Chordata; Actinopteri; Labriformes; Labridae. The record is from RefSeq and is a predicted model, not a curated record. Bases 136 to 1251 code for a protein of 371 amino acids. Gene Ontology annotation, biological process: signal transduction. The transcript has 5 exons. Gene Ontology annotation, cellular component: extracellular region.